Lottia gigantea (owl limpet) is the source of this 534-nucleotide messenger RNA. RefSeq lists its product as hypothetical. The record is from RefSeq and is a predicted model, not a curated record. Gene Ontology annotation, cellular component: mitochondrial inner membrane. Bases 1 to 534 code for a protein of 177 amino acids. The transcript has 5 exons. Lineage: Eukaryota; Metazoa; Mollusca; Gastropoda; Lottiidae. Gene Ontology annotation, biological process: mitochondrial electron transport, cytochrome c to oxygen.
AUGUUUGGCCUUGCAAGGAGAGCUGGCGCUAUUGUGGCAAAUUCUACUCGUCGAAUGGUUUUUCAACCUGCACCAUUACAAGUAACAAGUUUACGUUUAAAAUCAAACGUUGAUUCCCAGAUCAGAAAAUUGGCUGAUACAGAAGAUGGUCUUGAAGGAGCAGAUUUACUAAAUUUCCGAGCUCUUGAAAACAGUGACAGCUGGCUGACAAGAAAAGUCUUUUCUGAAAUUGCUGGAUAUGACUCCAUACCAGACCCUAAAGUCAUGGUAGCAGGACUGGUUGCUUGUAGAAGACUGAAUGAUUAUGCCCUAGCUAUCAGAUUCAUUGAAAAUAUCCACCACAAAGCCCAGGGGUUCGAUAAGAAUUUAUGGGCAUACAUCCAGCAAGAAAUUACCCCAGCCAUGCAAGAACUAGGAAUCUCUAGUUUAGAAGAAAUGGGAUAUGAAAAACCAGAAAAGGAAGUUGUAGAUGUUUUUGACAUGAAAUAUAUAAUUGUUAUUGUGUUAAAAGAAGCAGGAAGAUUUAAUUUAUAG